Molecule: messenger RNA, 4154 nt
Organism: Striga asiatica
Lineage: Eukaryota; Viridiplantae; Streptophyta; Magnoliopsida; Lamiales; Orobanchaceae
Source: the annotation of a GenBank genome assembly
CUGAUAUAAAACUAGAAACAAGAAUAGUUCAAGGUCACACAAAAAACUUGAACAGUUACUCCUUCUUGCUGCUAUAUUUACUUGAAUUUGAAAAAAAAAAAAAAAUCCUCGAGUCCUCUUUAUGGACUACCGUGGACGGCUUUACUUGCUAGUCGGUGGGUAGCAGCUCAAUUUCCUAGCAUCAUCUUGGAAAGUCAGCCUAUAAUGGUAAUCAAGUCCCUCAUACUCUUUAUUUCCUCUUUAGACACAUCUAUAGCCUUGCUGCUAAUGAUUGUGGGGAGAAAAAUGAACUAUUUCAGAGUCGUUGGGAACAAACCCAUGUCGGUUUUCCGACCCUGACCUCAGAAGCAAUUUGCCUUCAUUGUUGACUUUUCAUUUUUAUGGUCUUCGUGCGGAUGCGGAUAUAGAAAGGGAAAACUAGAAACCCUUAUGACAAAUUUUGUCUUUGUCCGCUGUUCUGUUCAAGACUAUAAUAUAUUCAAUCUUAUGUGGAUUCAAACAGUCCCUGUUUUUCUUUCUUCUUUUUUCUUUCUUAAAAAAAAAAAAUGAGUUGGGGUUGCUGUGAAGUCAUAGGACAAUUGUGAAUCCUGAAUUAUUCAUUUGAUUGGCCGUUAAAGCUUCCAGCUUUUUUGGGGUUUCCUUUUAAAUCAUGAACACACGGCCAUUUGGGUUCUACACAUAGAUGUUGACUGGCAAAUGAGAGGCUCAGAAAACUUUUUCAAGUGCAGCUGAUAGAAAAUGUCCAGAAUUCAAUCGAGCUUCCCUAACCGAUUCAUGAAAUAAAAAAAAAAAUGGUAAUGGAUGUCUUAUCCGAUUCUCCCCUGGACCCACUUCUCGAGCUCAUUUCCCAAACAAUCGAGGCUAUCAUCGAGCUAGCCCUGUCUUCAAAAAACGUCCUUGUCGACAAGAAGAGCUUUGCCGAGCUCUCGUCUUACCUCGAACGUCUCGUCCCUCUCUUGCGUGAGCUCCACACCGGAAACACAACCUCUUCAGAAGGACUAACAAACUUCAUCGAAAUUUUAAGCCGCGAGACCAACGAGGCCAAGAAACUAAUCGCCGACUGCAGCCAAAGGAACAAAUUCUACCUGUUCGUGAACUGCCGCUCGAUCGCCAAGCAAAUCAAUCGCAUAACUAAAGAAAUUGGCCGCGCACUAAGCUGCCUCCCUCUCGCCUCCCUAAACGUAUCACUCUCGAUCAAGGAAGAUAUCGACGAGCUCGUCAAUAGAAUGGAGAACGCCGAAUUCGAAGCCGCCAUGGAAAAAGAAGCCAUACUCGACAAAAUUGAGCUUGGAAUAAAUGAGAGGAACAUGGACCGUACGUACGCGAAUAACUUACUCGUCUCGAUCGCGAAAGCAGUCGGGGUCCCGACCGACCGCACGGCGCUAAAGAAGGAAUUCGAGGAGUUCAAGACCGAAAUCGAGAACCUUUGGUCGAGAAAGGACAAGGCAGAGGCCAUUCAGAUGGACCAAAUCAUCGGUUUGCUCGAGCGGGCAGACGUGACAUUGUCCUUAGAGGAUCGUCAGAAGAAAUAUCUUACAAAGAGAAAGUCGCUGGGAAUGCGGCCUCUGGAGCCUCUCACGUCUUUCUACUGUCCAAUCACCAAGGAAGUGAUGAAGGACCCUGUGGAGAGCCCGUCAGGCCAAACUUUCGAGCGGGCAGCCAUUGAGAGGUGGCUGAGAGAGGGGAAUGGGUCGUUUUGUCCGCUGACGGGGACACCGCUCGACGUGACGAAACUGAGGCCGAACAAGACUCUUAGGCAGUCGAUUGAGGAGUGGAGGGAGAGGAACACGAUGAUUUUUAUUGGCUCGUUGGGGUCUAAGAUGGAGUCUUUGGAGGAUGAGGAGGUGGUGAGGGCCCUGGACCAGGUGAAGGAUCUGUGUGAGGAGAGGGAGGUGCAUAAGGAGUGGUUUGUUUUGGAGAAUUAUAUACCGAAGCUUGUUGAGCUUCUUCGGAAUAAGAAUCGGGAGGUUAGGAGUCGGGCUCUUUCGGUGCUUUGCUUGCUGGCGAAGGGCAGUGAUGAUGCCAAGGAAAGAAUUGCCAACAUCGAGGAUUCGGUCAAGCCAAUUGUUGAGUUUCUCGGGCGUCGAUUUAGGGAAAGGAAGUUAGCGGUGACAUUACUAUUGGAGCUCUCGAAAUGUGAAAAUAUGCGUGAACGCAUAGGGAAGGCAAAGGGCUGUGUACUUCUUUUGGUGACCAUGUUAAGCAACACAGACCCACAGGCUGCCAGUGAUGCAAAGAGUGUCUUGGACAAUCUCUCGUACUCGGAUGACAAUGUUAUCCUCAUGGCAAAAAGUAAUUAUUUUCAGUAUCUUCUAGAACGUCUCUCUUCAGGUCCCGAUCACGUUAAGAUGAGGAUGGCAAGAACCUUGGGCGAGAUGGAAUUAACUGACCAUAAUAAAUCAUCCUUAGUUGAAAAUGGCGUGUUGGAUUUACUUCUCAUUUUGCUCUCCCAUGAUAACGUUGAUAUGAAAAUCGUAGCCGUUGAAGCUCUUCUCAAUCUCUCUAGCUUGAAACCAAAUGGUCAAGAAAUAAUCAAGAAAGGCGCAGUCCGCCCAUUGCUGGACAUUCUGUAUCGCCAAACAUCAUCACAGAGACUUCGUGAGCUGAUAGCUUCUACCAUCGUUCAUCUUGCUCAGUCGACUGUACCGGAAGCCCCUGAUUCGAUGCCAGCUGUCAUGCUUGAAUCGGAUGACGAUAUCUCGGAACUAUUUUCCUUCAUUAAUCUCGUGGGCCCCAACCUGCAGCAAUACAUUCUCCGAGCUUUUCAUGCCAUGUGUCAAGGUCCGUCCACUUACGUCAAGUCGAAAAUAAUAGAGUGCUCAGCGGUGCAAAUGUUAUUCCAUUUAUGUGAGUCGGAUGACAUCAUCCUACGCGCAAACGCCAUCAAGCUCUUAUGUACCAUAACCGAAGAAAACUGUGAUGGGUCCACAAUAACCGACCACAUAACCCAGGUAUCAGUCGAGACCUUGCUGAAAAUUAUCAAGGCCUCGCAAGACGAGCACGAGAUCUCGUCCGCGCUCGGCAUAAUCUCGAACCUUCCGAAAACGCCCCAAAUAACCGAGUGGCUAUCCGAGUCCGCGAAUCUCCCCUCUCUCCUCAACCUAUUCCACGACUACAAAAACAGCAUUCACCAGAAGCACCACCACCUGAUCGAGAACGCGGUCGGGGCCGUCUCACGUCUAACCGUUGAGACGUGCCCGGGACUACAGAAGAAAGUCGCCGAGGCAGGAAUCAUACCCCUUUUGGUAAACUCGCUCGAAAUCGGGACCGACCUGACGGUCAGACGAGCCGCAAUAUCUCUAGGGCAGCUUUCUAGAAGCUCCCCCAGGCUGACGAGGCAGAUCCCGAGACGCAACUCUUUCUGGUGCUUCUCAGGCCUGCCUUACUCGGCCUGUCCAGUGCACUUGGGCCUCUGCACAGUCGAGACCUCGUUUUGCCUGGUGGAGGCUUGUGCGGUGGAGCCCCUUGCAAGGGCUCUUAAGAAGCAGGAUCACGGAGCAUGCGAGGCUGCCCUGGAUGCUCUGCUCACUCUGAUUAGUGAUGAGCUGUUGCAGAAUGGGUGCAAGGUGCUGGCGGAGGCGAAUGUUAUUCGGGAUAUGAUUAAGUUGAUUGGUAGUGAUUGUGUUGGACUGCAGGAAAAGGUGUUGGGGGCUCUGGAGAGGGUAUUCCGGGUGUUGGAGUACAAGCAGAUGUACGGGGGCUUGGCGCAGCAUCCGUUGGUGGAUUUGACUCAGAGGGGGAAUAGCAGGUUGAAGUCUUUGGCGGCAAGGAUACUUGCGCAGUUGAAUGUGCUUCACGACCAGUCUUCUUAUUUCUGAAUGGGAAACAAGCUCGACUUCACCACGUUUCACGUGUAAAUAGGAUGGGUGAUUCUUAUUCAUGCCUGUUGAUUUUUAGUUCUUGCAUUCUUUUGCUUCAUGGAAGAUGUCUGGUUGGUGAGUGGCGGCAGAGACAGGUUUUGCUAUAGAUUAUUGUGAAAUUCUUUAGUGGUUGAUACUUGUUUAACUGUUUUAGUAUUGUUAUAGUGUUGUGAUUGGAAAGAAAUUGUCAAACUUUGUUGUACAUGUAAAUUUGACGAUUGUUUGCCAUUCCAUCAAUUGACACUUCGAUUUCGAUAGGCCUACUUUCAAACGACCCAAUGGAACAAGCAUGCA